AUGGGGGCGCUGGAAACAGGUGUCCGUUUCCCCGGCGCCCCGGGUGCGGUUUCAGAAGCAGCUGUUCGCUUGGAGAGGCUUUUUGUGGGGUCGGGGGAGUGGUUCAGCGGGGAUGCUUCGGGAGACUCGCUGCGGAGGGAAAUUGACCGUGGCCGAGCGGGAUCAGCCCUGGCCUUGGAAGAAUUGUACAAAGAUGAAGUGAAAUGCAAAUCUUCCAAAUCUGAUAGACCAAAAGCUUCAGUCUUUAAAAGCCCACGAACACCACCUCAAAGGUUCUAUUCAAGUGAGCAUGAAUAUGGUGGAUUGCAUCUAGUUCGACCUUCAAGUGGGAAAAUUGUGAAUGAACUUUUCAAAGAGGCAAAGGAGCAUGGGGCUGUCCCUCUGCAUGAAGCCACAAGAGCUUCAGGUGAUGACAAAUCUAAGUCAUUUACAGGUGGAGGAUACCGAUUGGGUAAUUCCAUUUGUAAGCAGUCUGAAUACAUCUAUGGAGAAAAUCAGCUGCAAGAUGUUCAGAUUUUGCUUAAAUUGUGGAGCAAUGGUUUCAGUUUAGAUGACGGAGAGUUGAGACCUUACAAUGACCCAGCAAAUGCUCAGUUUCUGGAGUCUGUUAAAAGAGGAGAAAUUCCCCCGGAGCUUCAGCGACUGGUUCGUGGCGGCCAAGUGGACUUGGAUAUGGAGGACCAUCAGGACCAGGAGUACAUCAAGCCCAGACUGAGGUUCAAGGCUUUUAGUGGAGAAGGACAGAAACUGGGAAGCCUUACACCUGAGAUUGUCAGUACACCUUCCUCCCCAGAAGAGGAGGAUAAGUCAAUACUUAAUGCAGUUGUUCCGAUUGAUGAUUCAGUGCCAACAACAAAAAUUCAGAUCAGGCUGGCAGAUGGGAGUCGUUUGAUACAAAGAUUCAAUAGUACACACAGGAUCCUGGAUAUUCGGGACUUCAUUGUACAGUCCCGCCCUGAAUUUGCAACUCUGGACUUUAUUCUUGUGACUUCAUUUCCAAACAAAGAGCUAACAGAUGAAAGCCUGACACUACAAGAAGCAGGUAUUCUUAACACUGUGAUUCUCCAGCAACUGAAAUAAUACUGCUCCUCUUCAUGCAGUAACACAUAGGAGAGAUAAUGUGCCAUAUUAAUAAAGAAAACUUACGUAUAAAAAUACCAAAUUGUUUUUAUCAUUUAUACAGAUACAUUUUGGUUUUAUUCUUAUGCUGUCCUCCAGUCUUAGUAUAGACGAAUUUGGACUAGGAGUAGGUCUUGAGAUAAAUAUGUUUGAGUUUUUAGUUGUAGGGCUGGUUUAUGUUGGUAACUUUUAAAUAUCCAGACAAACCAAUUUGUUACAUGCUCAGAGUUAAUGUAACAUUAGCUGGCAGAAAAAAUGAAUGAAACCCCAUUUUGAUAAAUUUGAUAAAACUGUAGUAAAGUUUCUUGAUGCUGCCUUGAUCAAGAGCCAUUAAGGAAUCUCCUGAUCAAAUAUUUUGAAAAUGUAUCUGUAAUAUAUACUAAAGAGUAUCUGUAUUCUGAUUUUGAAAUGCUUUAAUCAUGUGAUGAUUAUUUCUCCUAUUAAGAUAUUGUACAUCCUUUUUACUUACUGAUUUUGCUAUAUUACUAUAUCAGAAAUACAGUUCAACCUUGUAUUUUAUGGAACUAUGAAUACCAUGAACUUGAAACAAACAUAAAGGUCAGCAGUUCUAGAGAUGUGGUAAACAGCAUUUUAAACAGAGGAGUCACAACCCUUCCCAGAGCCUGCCUUGAUCACAUUCAUUUAUUCACUCAACACAUUUUUCUAGGGGGCCCACUACAAAUACUAAACUCUGUUCUAAGUGUCAAAACCAGAGUGUAUUCUACUCCAGCACAAAACAAGAGUGGAAAUAUAGGAAUGUCAUUUCUGUCAGGCCGACUGUGUCUAAAGAAUGACCAGCAGGAAGGUUCGCAUUCUGCUGAAGUCAGGUCUUUCCUGAGUGGGGCAGGCACCUAGGAAUGAUAGAAAAGCUUGUUCUUCUUCCCAGACACCAUUCAUCUUAGAUCUCCACUCCUGGUUAGUUUUCUGUUGCUGCUAUAACAAAUUACACAAACCUGGUGGCUAGUAACAGCAGAGAUUUAUAAUCUUCUAAUUCUAUAGGUUAAAUUAGUCUCACUGGGCUAGAGUCAGGUACUCACAGGAAUGCAUUCCUUGCAGGAAACUCUGGGAGAAGCAUUUCCUGACCUUUUCAGCUUCUAGAGGCCAUUUUCAUUCCUUAGCCUGUGGCCCUCUGUUCCCAUCUUCAAAGCCAGCAACGUAUCUUUCUGACCCUUCUUUGUCAUCACAUUUCUGUGACAACAGCCAGGAAACGUUUUCUGCUUUCAAGGACUCAUGUGACUAGAUUGGGUCCACUAGGUAAUCCAGGCUUAUCUCCUCAUAAGGUCUGUAGUAACCUUAACCAUAUCUUUAAAGUCCCUUUUGCUGUGUAAAGUAGCACAUCACAGGUAUCUUCUGGAGGCUCCAGCUAGUAGAGGCCACUGGCAUCCUCUCAUUUAUGGCUGUAUCCCUCCAGUCUCUGCUUCUGUUUUUAUGUCUUUUACUACCAAUUCUAAUUCCGCUUUUCUCUUACAAGGAUCCUUGUGAUUACAUUUCAUUUACCUAGAUAUUCUAGUAUAAUCUCAUCUCAAAAUGCUUAAUAUAAUCACAUUUGCAAAAUGCACUGAUUUGGGGAUUAAAACAUGAGCAUUUUGGAGGACCAUUCUAUUUCCACAGGUUACUUCUGCCUCAAAAAUUCACAUCCCCAAAUAAAAUCACCAUCCAGAGGUGCUCAAAAGUCUCAAACCAUUAAAGUAUUAACUUCAAAUGCAGUAUCUUAUCUGAGUCUCACCCACUGAAAAAUCCCAAAUCUCAUUUAAAUUGUCUAAAUCACGUAUGAAAAAGAACCUGGGUGUGAUUCCUGAAACAUAAUUUCUGUCCACCUGUGAACCUAGAACCAGUUAUCUUCUCCCAAAUAUGAAGGUAGGACAGGCAUAGAAUAACAGAGUUACAUUCCUGUUCAAAAAAUCAGAAAAUGGAAUAAAAUUGCUAAGUGCCAAGCAAUUUAGAAAUUCUGCCAGGCACACUCCAUUCAGUUCAGAGCCUGAGCUAGUCUUCCGUGGCUGACAGCACCAUCCGCCAGGCUUGUGGCCUUCUCUCGGAGUCCUCUUGACGCUUUCAUGAAAGGUACAUGUUUACAGCUGAGUAGUUUUGUCAACUUGUUUCUUGCCUGUGGCAUUCUGGGAGGUCUGAUCAUCUUUCAUGUCACACACCCUCUAUACCUUUUAGUUUGAGAUGGCAACGUCUGCUGGUGUAACAUUCUCAAAAAAUAUUGUGGAUCUUCUGUGUAUGUUACAGGGAUUCACCAUAGACCAGAGGCUCCCUUACAUAUUUUUCCUAGAUAAUCCCGUCUCUGUCUGACUUUUUCUGAGAUGGCUGAGAAGAUCUAUAAAUCACACUCCUAAUCUCUUCAAAGAACCUUUUGUGUGACUAAAUACUCAAGCCUUUUUUAUCUUUCUUGGGUAUUAGCGCAAGUUGUACAGCUACCCCCUUAUCUCUUUCCCUGGAGCAGACUUUCCUGAAUCUCUUCAUUUUAAUGUCUUUAGCUUUUGGAUAGGCUGAGAAUUUCCAAGUCAUCAAGUCCUGUUUUCUUUAUAUUUAACAGUUCUUCCCUCAAUUUUAUCUAUCUCCCCUUGUAUUUUACUAUAAUACACAAGAAGGAAGCAGGCUGCACUCUCUACCCUUUGCUCAGAAAUCUCUUUAGCUAAAUAUAUUAAGUUUAUCAUGACUUCAGCUUUCCUUAUAACUGCAGGACACAAUUCAGCUAAGGUUCUAGUGUGUAACUAUAAUCUCUUUUCCUUUAGUUUCUGACAGCAUGUUCCUCAUUUCUUUCUGAGCCCUCAUUGGCAGUACCUUUAAUGUCCUUACUUCUCACGACAGUUUAGAUGUUCUCCGUGGCAGUUUACCCAUUCUCUACCGUGCUCCUGACCCCCUUCAGCCCUCACUAGCAUUCACCCAGACAUCUACCAACAGUGUCCAAGGAAAUCUUGGCUUUUUCUGUCAUGCUCCUAAAAUUUCUUUCCCUCUCUACUCACUGCCCGAUUUCAAAGCCAUUUUGUAUUUGUAUUUUUAGGUGUUUGUUAUGAUAGCAUCCCACUUCCAGGGACCUAGAAACAUUCUGUGCCUACUCUCUCGCUGCCAGUUGACUUGAUGUGCCAAUAGGGGAUUUGGAGUUCACCCUUCUCAGGGGGCUCUGGUUAACUUAAGGCAGUAAAUUUACCUGUAUUAGGGUUUUAAUACUGGGAGUGCUACCAGAAAUUCCACAGAAAGAAGUGUUGAUCCAUCACCACAAAGAAAACUUUUUCUGAGUGUCAUAACAGACUAAGAUUAUUCCGGAGUCUUCCCCUCAGAAUAGAAAGCAUUUCUUUGCUCUCAUUGAAAACAACUUGCAGAAUAUAUAAAAAAUAGUUCAAAAAGUCACUCUUGGUUCAAAAAGAUGACCAGGGAUACACUACACUUUCUCAGGAGCAUAAUCGUCUUUCUGAGGAAAUGAUCUACUGAAACAAAGGAGCAUUUUAAAUAAAAGGGCAUUGCCCUGUUUUGGAUUAACAAAACGGGAUGGGUGGGGGGAAAGGGAUUAACCAAACAAACCCUGUAAAAUUAUUUGAAAUUUUAUUCUUGUAGUUUCUUUUUAUCAAUUAUGUAGAGUGCCUAGCACAUACAGAACAGCUGCCACUUUUGUAUAUAAGUCUUCCAAAAUAUAGAGAUUUGCAUUAGGAGAGAGAAUUAAACAUCCAGAAGGGAUGAACAAAACUUUUACAGGAACUGCAUAGUAUUUUGCUUCAUUUAGAGUCAUUGUCCAGGUUUUUUUUACUACUACAGUCACUGUAACUUAAAAUCUAUAUUCAUCUCAAAGAAGAUGUCACAAUGAGUGGUUAGACAACCAUGUGUGAAGUCAGUUGUUUUGCAUGACGUGUGUAAUGAAAAAGGUUUUUUAAGUGUCUACUUACCAAUAAAGAAUGUGUUCACUGAAACUCAUUGAAAA
Miniopterus natalensis is the source of this 5038-nucleotide messenger RNA. NCBI's taxonomy places the organism in Eukaryota, Metazoa, Chordata, Mammalia, Chiroptera, Miniopteridae. The record is from RefSeq and is a predicted model, not a curated record.